AUGCACCCAGAUAACCUCUACGCCCAUCAGCCACCGGACUUUGACCGACUAAUCGAAUCUGAUCCAAGUAUCGAACGAUCGAGCCUGGUGGACUCGGAUCGGAAUUCCACAGUUUUCAAAGAUCCUGAAAAGCUUCGUCAAUUAACUUGCGCAUUGUUACUUAGCGAUUUCAACCUCAAGCUCUCACUACCGCCUGAUAGACUAUGUCCCAUAAUUCCUGGGCGAUUGGAUUACUGUCUAUGGCUCAUCGACGUUGUGAAAGCCAGUGUUCAAUUAACGGAUGAAGGGGCCGGAGUGCUAGUGAUCGACAUUGGAACUGGAUCAUCCGCUAUUUAUCCCUUGUUACUUUCCCGAUUGUUAAAAAAGGUCCGAGUGAUCGCAACAGAAAUAGAUCAAUUUUCGUAUGAUUCAGCUGUGCGAAAUGUCACCCAGAACGACUUGCUCGAUAGAGUCACCAUUCAGAAGACCUCAUCUACUGAUCCUACCAUCCUGCCUACCGCCUCAAUAUCACCAGAAACAGGCCAAACGAUUUCAAUCACGAUGUGCAAUCCGCCCUUUUACAGCUCCCAAGAUGAAAUAGACGCCUUGAGAGCGAAGAAAGAUUUAGCACCUGAAGGAGUUUGCACUGGCUCGGAGGUUGAGAUGGUUUAUCCUGGGGGUGAAGUGGGUUUCAUUGAAAAGAUGAUGAAGGAUAGUUUAGUCGUCGGAAGUCAAACCAGAUGGUUUACUUCCCUAUGUGGGAAAUACACCACGCUGUUGCCCGUAGUUCAGCUUUUUAAAUCACUCGGGGGGAAUAAUUAUGCUAUCAGCGAACUCAUUCAAGGUCGCACCAGACGAUGGGUGAUCGGCUGGUCAUGGCAACCCUACCGCCUUCCAAACGAUCUGGCGCGGACGUUAGGGCCCCCUGGUCCCCGUCUGAAAGACAGUUCCCAAUUCCUACCGCCAAGUAACCACAUAGAAUACUACAUCUCGCUGGACGUUCUUGUAUUUGAGAAAAGACAUUCUCUUAUCGAUCAAAUCACCAAUACCUUAGAGCACAUUGCUAAGUGUGGUUUUGCAGUUUUGCAGAGCGACUCCUCUUGCAUUUGGAAUGUGUCCCUCGUCGAAAAAAAUUGGACGCGGAAUGCGAGAAGAAAACGAAAAUUCCUAGCUGAAGAAACACCGCACGAUCAGUCAAAGACCCAGGCAGUAAGAUCCGGAAGUGUAGAAACGGAUCCUAAUUCCCCCAAACCCCUGGAUCACGACCCUAUCUUGAAAGUAACGCUGUCAUUAACUCAGUACCAGACCCAAUCAGAUGUUCAUGGUACAAGGGACGAGAAACCAACGAUAUCGCCUAACUGCUCAUCUUCAUCCUGUCUGACAACACCUGCGGAGGAAAGGAACGGAUUGAAAAUUAGUAUUGACUGGUUAUUCGGUCAAGAUCGUGAUCUGUUUCUUAGCUUUUGGAAUCAUGUUUUGAAAAAGUUACAUGUAAAUAGCCAGUUGCCUUGA
This is a messenger RNA of Puccinia triticina, 1491 nucleotides long. RefSeq lists its product as uncharacterized. The coding region runs from base 1 to 1491 and encodes 496 amino acids. The transcript is spliced from 9 exons. Gene Ontology annotation, cellular component: nucleus. Lineage: Eukaryota; Fungi; Basidiomycota; Pucciniomycetes; Pucciniales; Pucciniaceae. Gene Ontology annotation, biological process: rRNA base methylation. Gene Ontology annotation, molecular function: 23S rRNA (adenine(1618)-N(6))-methyltransferase activity. The record is from RefSeq and is a predicted model, not a curated record.